AUGCUGUUGUCAUUAAGAUAUACUUUUCGUGAAGCCAAGAACUGCAUUAUGCUUGGUGAGUUUGAUAUGCAUUUUGAUGCCUGGUGAUUGUAAAGAUGGCAAAUGUAUAUAUAUAUAUAUCUGGACAAACCUUCAAAGCGUCUAAUUGAGUAAUAUUUUGCACUUAAAAAAACAGUUCUUUAUUAAAUUUUAUAAAUGUUGUAAUACUAAUAUUGUUUGGGCACAAAUGCAACAGAUUAAAUGCAAGGAUCAUAAUUAAUGAAUCUGCAAUCAUUAUGUCCACAUGUCAAAAUCAUUUCAUGAUAAAUUAAGAAAAUUUUACUUACCCUUAACAUUUCAUUCCUCCCUCCUAGAAAGCAUAUCAUCCAUCAUGACAUUUUGCGAAGACAGUAAUGUCCUCAUUAUGUUUCAUUCCAGUUGCUGUAGGAAAGAAAAAGUUCUCCUUCCGUGGAUCUGGAUGGAAGGCAAUUAGCACUGCAAACUGGUCCCAGGAGCAUAAGGAUUGGAGUUUAACAAUAGACAAUUUGUUUACUCAGCUAUUGGGUGUAGACUUCUUGAGGUAUGUUUAUGAUAAAGACAAGGGAACAAGUGUUGAUGAACAUAUUCUUUCAACCCUUGUUGAUUACAAUCAUGAUCAGUGGGAGAGUGAAUAUUUAAACCAGCCAACAACAGCAAUGCAAGACAUGCCUUCAAAGGGUCAUGGUCCCAAACAUCCUACACAGGAUACUUCCCAAAAAGCUCCCAAAAAGAUCUGCCCUGGAAAUGAAACCUCCCAAAAGAAGGUUAUUAUCCUAGAUGAAGAUGACACUGAGGAGGCAGACUGCUCCAACAAUGGCAGUGAGCAUCAACUGUCUUCUGCCAUAUCUACAGCAUCCACUAAAGCUGAACUAGCUGCACUAGCCACUUUAAUUCCCCCAGUAUCCUCUUUUGCUGGUUUCCUAUCCCCUAUGCUUGGUCAAGGAGCUGGUAGUGAUUUGUUAUUUACAAAUCCCUUCUGUGUGGUUCAACGUCCAUGCCAAGCAGUCAUUGAAAGAGCUGAAGCUCUCCUGACAGAUGAAAGGAAAAAAGGAAACAAUCCAUUUGGUGUUGUUAUACCAGGGCUAGGCCAGUUCUCUAAACAAGGCUUGAGAAUUCUGAAAAAGUUUUGUGCUAUUUCUGAAACAAAACACAAGGUAUCUUCAGAAGCUAUGUGGCUCAGUGAUGUAAAUUGCACACAAAGAGAGCUGGAAUGUCUUCAAACCGUUUUAUGGAACAAACCAACAGGAAGUCGAAUUCUGGUAUGUGACCACAAGGCUAUUGAUGUCCUUUCUUUCUCAGAUCUUACUGAAGAAAGGUGCAUUGAUAGCUUUGUUAUUGAUGUUUCCAUAAGCAAAUACAUUGAAGAAAGCUACUUAAAAGGGCAAGAGGACACAUUGUAUUUACCAACUGAUAUUUUCCAGUGGAUGCAGGUCCAAGACAAAGGUUUCAAACUUAGGAAGUUAAAAGAGAGGGCUUCCCAGGUUGCUCUGUUUGAGAAUGUGUGA
This is a messenger RNA of Porites lobata, 1523 nucleotides long. NCBI's taxonomy places the organism in Eukaryota, Metazoa, Cnidaria, Anthozoa, Scleractinia, Poritidae. The record is from the annotation of a GenBank genome assembly.